AUGUCACUGUCUGUCUCGGGAAUUCUCAAAACCACCAAGAACCAAGUCAGCCCUGUCUGUGGCUUCAUCGAUGGCUGGUCCGUCGUCCACUUCAACCCAGUUAUCCCCUGCCAUCAGCUUCUCGGUAUCGUCGAUCGCUACCUUCCCCCGCAGCCAGUCAAAGCCGGUUCUGUCAGCCGCCAGCCCCAAGCCGUGGAUGUUUCCCCCCGACUAUGGCGUAGCGGAAGCUCGAGCGAAUCGCAGACUUUGUCCACGCCUAUUCACGGCCCGCGGGGAAAUGCGGUAUCGCACGUUUCACAUUUGUUACACGAAUUCGGCAAACUGUGGUGCGGGUUUUUUCACUCCCCAUUUGACUAUGUUAUCAAAAUCUCCGGCUUUUAUCUUCAGGAGCGGCGGCACGUAUUCUCUUAA
This is a messenger RNA of Paracoccidioides lutzii Pb01, 411 nucleotides long. RefSeq lists its product as hypothetical. Bases 1 to 411 code for a protein of 136 amino acids. The record is from RefSeq and is a predicted model, not a curated record. The transcript has 2 exons.